Molecule: messenger RNA, 1368 nt
Organism: Helianthus annuus (common sunflower)
Lineage: Eukaryota; Viridiplantae; Streptophyta; Magnoliopsida; Asterales; Asteraceae
Product: putative F-box protein At3g44060
Exons: 4
Coding region: 1-1368 (455 amino acids)
Molecular function (GO): protein binding
Source: RefSeq, a predicted model, not a curated record
AUGGGGAACCAAAGGCGUCGAUGGCCUCCAAACAAGAGGAACCUCAAAGGAUUAAAUUCAAAUGAUUUUAUUAGCAGAAUGCCAGAUGAUAUUAUCAUAAUGGUGUUGUCUCGGUUGUCCGUAAAGGAGGCAGUGGUAACCAGCAUUCUCUCCACAAGGUGGAGAUUCCUCUGGUGUAAUCUACAGACAUUAAACUUUGAUGCCAGGCAAGCUUUAGAUAAUAUAGACAACGAUUUUCGGUUUUAUCUUUCAGAGCGCUAUAAGUACACCAAACAGGUAAAUGGUGUCAUCCGGAGUUAUAAUCACCCGACGCUUCAUCACUUCCGGAUUCGUUUCUAUUUGACCUGUGAGUAUACUAGCGUCAUUGACGAAUGGCUUAAGUUUGCCGUAAAAAAGAAAGUAGAGAGUCUUGAACUGGAUUUGGAGACAAAUCAGAAGAAUUAUCUUCAUAAUACUUUUAACUAUAGUUUCCCUUCAAGAUUAUCAGAUAAGAGCACAUCUAUAUUUCCAUCCGCAAAUUUGGAGUCUCUAAAAAAGCUUUACUUGAAUAGCGUUAACAUGAGGGAAUCGGUUCUUGGAGAGUUGCUAACAAAAUCUCCACAUCUUGAGUCGAUUUCCAUCCAUGGGUCUGGAUACUUGACUCAUAUUCAUGUUGGUGGACGAGACCUUAAGUUGAAACACUUUGAAAUCGUGGAAUGUCCACAUGUGGUGUCUGUUUAUUUGUCUGAUUUUGGAAUCGAGUCAUUCACCUACGUGGGCCAACCAAUAGAUUUGCAUCUCAGUGGUCUUCCAAACCUUAAAAAUGUUGUUAUGAGUCAAGGACUUGCAGGGUUGAGUAAUACUUUGUUUGGCCAGAUAUUAUCUUGUGCAUCAACCCUACAGACUCUUUCCUUCAAGAUAUAUCAUCCUCUGAAAAUUGCAAAGCUUUAUUCCAUCCGUCAACUACCAAAUAUAAGGAAAUUAACGCUCACAAUUGUUGUUCGAAGAGAUAAUUGUUUACUCGACUUUGCCUCUUUAGUUAAUGUGUUUCCAAAUAUCCAGACAUUUACAAUCGAGCUACUCUGCUUUUCACUGAUGGGAAGGAGGAGGAAAGCAACGUAUAGUGCAGCUGCUCAUCACCAUGACCACCUCAAGCUUUUCCAAAUUUUGGGUUAUUAUGGAGGAAACGGUGAUCUUGAACUUGCUGCGUACAUGUUACAAAAUGCUAAUGCACUUGAGAAGAUUGUGAUUGAUCCUCGAGCACAGCUUGACAAGGCAAUCAAAGCUACAAAGGAUUUCUCAGAGAACAACGAGGAAGCUGCUCGAUCUUCGGCUAGGCUUCGGCUUCCACCAUUGUUGCCUCAAGGUGUUGAGUUGGUCAUACUCUGA